AUGGUAUUGAGUAAUGCUAAAAGCGACGAUGUGAGAAGAGAUAGUGAUAUUACGAAAUUUUGUAAUUUACGGGAACGGCCGUUAUUAUUACGACUUAAUGGAAUAUUAUAUGAUAUAGCGCUGUUUGCUUCGAAACAUCCUGGCGGACAAAAGGUACUUAAACAUUUAGCCGGUGAAGAUAUUGAUGAAUAUAUGAAUGGUAGUAAGCGUAUCCUCGGUGUUAAACAUGCACACUCAGCAGCUGCUUAUCGGAUACUGGAAAAAUAUGCCGUCGACAAAUGCUACGAGGGGAACGAUGAAUUAUUAUCUGAUAAGCCGAUUUUAAGUAGAGUUGGUUAUUUGGGUGAUCGAUAUUGGACAUGGAUUCAUCAACCAUACGAUGGGACACUUCGAUUAUUCGAAUCAGAUGUUCUGGAAAAUAUGACUAGGACAAGAUGGUGGGUGGUACCACUUGUUUGGAUGCCUUUAGUGAUUUUCUUCACAGUACGCGCCUUUGCGAUGAUUUUCCAAAGCUAUGAAUUUUUGUACGGCCUUAUUGUUUGGGCAGUUCUUUUCACAUCAGGUGUUCUUGCAUGGACCCUUCUAGAAUAUCUUCUUCAUCGUUUUGCAUUCCACUGGAAACCGAACCCAGAAUCACGCUUCCAAAUCAUUUCUCAUUUUCUAUUACAUGGUUUGCAUCAUAAGACGCCAAUGGAUGGUGAUCGUUUGGUUUUUCCACCAGUUCCGGCAGCUCUGAUUGUUGCAUUUUUUUAUUAUUUGUAUGCUUCAUUACUUCCAUACGACAUAUUUUGUUGUUUUGGCGCUGGUAAACUGUUUGGUUAUAUCAUUUACGAUUGCUCACAUUACUAUUUUCAUCAUGCCGAUCCAUUACCAGGAACGAAUCUACAUUUUCGAAAAACUUAUCAUAAUAAUCAUCAUUUCAAACAUUUCGACCUAGCUUUUGGGAUAUCGACUGUUUUAUGGGAUUAUGUUUUUAACACAGUUGGCGCAGGGCCACUAUGA
Molecule: messenger RNA, 1002 nt
Organism: Cercopithifilaria johnstoni
Lineage: Eukaryota; Metazoa; Nematoda; Chromadorea; Rhabditida; Onchocercidae
Source: the annotation of a GenBank genome assembly